This is a messenger RNA of Tarenaya hassleriana, 2467 nucleotides long. RefSeq names its product pentatricopeptide repeat-containing protein At3g56550. Bases 617 to 2362 code for a protein of 581 amino acids. NCBI's taxonomy places the organism in Eukaryota, Viridiplantae, Streptophyta, Magnoliopsida, Brassicales, Cleomaceae. Gene Ontology annotation, molecular function: zinc ion binding; protein binding; RNA binding. The record is from RefSeq and is a predicted model, not a curated record. The transcript has a single exon. Gene Ontology annotation, biological process: RNA modification.
CGUUUAUUCCGCUCCGAGUUCGAAUAUCAAAUCAGAGAUGAAAAUGCAAAUUCUAAUCACACGACUUUACUCAGUCUCGCGAUUAGUCUGCAGCUCAAUACAGAACAGUCAUUUACCAAAAAAAAAAAUCCACAGAAGCUGCUGCUCCAUUUUCUUCUUCCUCAAUGAAAUGAGCAUGAACAGACAAUGCAGUGCACCAUAUAAAUUGUGAACAAACAUGUGAUUUUAAUGAAGAAAUCUGGGGUUUAGCUAUGGAAAUUCAAACCUUAAAUUGUGGCCUAAACCAUUUUCAUGAUUAGAUUCUUUUUUUGUUGUUGUUGUUCUCAGAUUCUCAGGAAACUGACAUUUUUGGUAUUCUUUGGUUAUUGACACCAUUUUGGGCAUAUCUGCAUAUUUUCCUUCCUUUUCCCUGUCAUCAUCAAUGGCUGCUUUUCUGGGCUUGACGUCUUCAUAACUCAGUCGCUGUUACCACCGCUUGUUUCAACUCCUCAACGACCGAAAGGCUGCAACUUUCGGUAUGGGUUUCGCCGCCAAAUCGAUGGUCAACACUUUGACCUAAUCAUCCCAUGUGUUGUUCAGAAGCCGACUCUGGUUUCGUCGGGUUUCGGUCGGAGAGAUGAGCGAGAAAGCGAAAGCGAUAUUGAGGUUGCUUCAAGGAUGCAACGGCAUGAAUCGACUGCGUAAGAUUCAUACCCAUGUCUUCAUCAACGGUUUACAGAACGAUCCUUCGCUCUUGGACAAGCUUCUCAACUUCUGCGCCGUCUCUGUGAGUGGUUCCUUGUCGUAUGCUCUGCUUCUCUUCAAUGGCAUCCAAAACCCAUCGACGCAGGCUUGGAAUUCCAUCAUCCGCGGCUUCGCUCUGUCUUCUUCUCCUCUCUCGUCUCUUCUCUUCUACAAUCGCAUGCUCGUUUCCUCCAUUUCCCAACCUGACAUCUUCACUUUCACCUUCGCUCUCAAAGCAUGCGAGAUUCUUCACGCUGUUCCCAAGUCUCUGGAGCUUCACGCUUCGAUUAUCCGACAUGGGUUUGCCUCCGAUGCUGUUGUCUGCACCAAUCUUAUCCGAUGUUACGCUGCGAACGGACGUAUCGAAGCUGCAUCGAUGGUGUUCGACGAAAUGCCUCUCAAAGACUUGGUUUCCUGGAAUGCAAUGAUAUCGUGCUUUUCUCGAGCUGGUUUACACAAUCAGGCAUUGAGUAUGUACAUUCGCAUGGCGAAUGAAGGCAUACCUGUCGAUACUUACACGCUCGUGGCUUUGCUGUCAUCUUGUUCUCACGUUGGUGCCUUGAACAUGGGAAUCGAGAUGCACAGAAUCGCUAUUGAUACAAACUGCGAGAGCAGCAUCUACGUGAGGAAUGCACUGAUCGAUAUGUACGCCAAAUGCGGUAGCCUCAAAGAUGCAGUCAGUAUCUUCGACGGAAUGCAGAAGAGAGAUGUGUUAACCUGGAACUCGAUUAUCGCUGGACAUGGAGUUCACGGACAUGGCGGAAAGGCCAUCGAAUUCUUCAGAAAGAUGGUGAGUAGUGGGAUGAAACCCAAUGGCAUAACGUUCCUCGGAUUGUUGUCUGGUUGCAGUCAUCAAGGCUUAGUGAGGGAGGGGCUUGAACAUUUCGAGAUGAUGACUUCCCAGUUCAAUCUGAAACCUGGGAUUAAACACUAUGGAUGCAUGGUUGAUCUCUACGGAAGAUCGGGUCAGCUAGACAAGGCCCUCGAGAUGAUACUCACCUCUUCUGCACCAGAAGAUCCCGUCUUGUGGAGAACCCUUCUCAGUUCUUGCAAGAUCCAUAAGAAUGCGGAGAUGGGACAAGUAGCCAUGGAGAAGCUGGUUCAGCUCGGGGCAUUCAACGCAGGGGAUUGUGUCCUAAUGGCUUCGAUAUAUUCUGCAACCAACGACGGAAAAGGUGUUGCCAGAAUGAGGAAGCUAAUCCGAAGGCAGGGCAUAGAAACAACGCCUGGUUGGAGUUGGAUUGAGAUCGAUAACGAAAUCCACAGGUUCGUCGUCGAUGACAAAACCCAUCCAGGGUCUGCAGAGAUUUACUCAGGAUUGCGGGAAGUGAUCAGUAGAGCAAAACUGGCAGGUUAUGAACCGGAGGGCUCGAGCAAUGGAGUUACUACCGAUUCAUAUGAUCAGAGUUCAGGAUCAGAGGAUAGCUUUCACAGCGAGAAGUUGGCCAUUGCUUACGGGUUGAUGAGAACUCCUGAAGGGAAAAGGUUACAGAUCGUGAAAAACCUGAGAGUUUGCAGGGACUGUCAUUCGUUCACAAAGUAUGUUUCGAAAGCAUUCAACCGGGAAAUUGUUGUAAGGGACAGAGUUCGGUUCCAUCACUUCGCUGGUGGUCUUUGCUCAUGCAGAGACUACUGGUGAGAAUCCCAUCAGAGAUCCUUAUCAAAACCGGAUCAAUCUUCGAUUUCUUCAAGUUACGCUGACAAAGAACAGAAGCAACGGUCAGUACAAUCUGCAGACAAAGAU